AUGCCCUGCCCUGUUGCAGGUUUGUUUUAUCAGUGGAGAAGUGCCAAGAGCAGAAUGGCACCCCAGGAACAUGGCUCCUCCGGCUCCCUACCCAACGUCGGUCCGGGGGUUUCUUUUACCGUUAAUGACGUCGGUUACACGGUGGGCGCCGGCAUCCCCCCGUGGACUCGCCUGGUGGACUUCCUCCGCGAGCGGGUGAAGCUCCCCGGGACGAAGGCCCUGUGCAGGGAAGGGGGCUGCGGCGUGUGCACCGUGGUGGUCACGGUCCCCGACCCGGAGACGGCGGGGAGAACCAAGACCUACAGCGUCCAGGCGUGUCAAGCCCUCGUGCACUCCUGCGCCGGUUGGAACAUCGAGACGAUCGAGCACCUCGGCAACCGCUUCACCGGCUACCACCCUCUGCAGACGGCGCUCCACGGCUUCUACGGGACCCAGUGCGGCUUCUGUUCCCCCGGGAUGAUUAUGACGAUGUAUGGGUGA
Molecule: messenger RNA, 480 nt
Organism: Penaeus monodon (black tiger shrimp)
Lineage: Eukaryota; Metazoa; Arthropoda; Malacostraca; Decapoda; Penaeidae
Product: indole-3-acetaldehyde oxidase-like
Exons: 3
Coding region: 1-480 (159 amino acids)
Molecular function (GO): 2 iron, 2 sulfur cluster binding; iron ion binding; oxidoreductase activity
Source: RefSeq, a predicted model, not a curated record